AGGCGGGACCAGGCCGUGCGGUGGGUGGGGCAUAUGGGAGGCGUGGACUCGUGGCCACGGGCGGCGGCGGAUCGUUGGGCGGGGUCAACUGGGAUCGGCGAGGACGGACGUGUCAUGAAGUCCCGCCCACAACGCGAAGCCCUGCCCCGGCAAACGUCGCCAUUGGUAUCUAGGGCCUGGCGCUGCAGGCUGUUACCGUGUCCGUGCUUGUCGUGUUAAGUUCAUCGCCCAACCCUACCUGCUGGGGCACGAUGAGGCCUCUGUUGGCUUGUCGCUCACUGCCAGCCUGGUUGAUAGGGUGGUCGUCCCGUGUCUGUGGGCGGCAACCGGGCGCUCGGUGCGGUAGCAGGUGGCACCAGCCGAAGGGUCACUCCGCCGGCCUGCAGGUCUACAACAGUUUGACGCGGAGCAAGGAGCCUCUGGUGCUCGCCGAGCCGGCCACUGCUUCCUGGUAUAGCUGUGGGCCAACAGUAUAUGAUCAAGCUCAUCUUGGACAUGCAAGCUCCUAUGUUCGAUUUGACAUCCUAAGAAGAAUACUGACCAAGAUCUUUGACAUCGAUGUCAUUAUGGUGAUGGUUAUCACAGAUAUUGAUGACAAAAUAAUUCAAAGGGCCAACGAGUUGAAUAUUUCACCUACAGUACUUUCGCGCUUCUAUGAAGAGGAUUUCAAACAAGAUAUGGCAUGUUUAAAGGUCCUUCCACCCACUGUUUACCUGCGAGUGACUGAUAACAUUCCCCAGAUUGUGGCAUUUAUAGAAAGAAUUAUUCACAAUGGCCAUGCGUAUUCUACCUCCACAGGAAAUGUGUAUUUUGACAUCCAGUCUAUCGGUAGUCAGUAUGGGAAGUUUGUUGGGAUAUGUGCUGACACAGCUGGAGAAACAACUGCUGGUGAUAAAAGGCACAUGAGAGACUUUGCUCUGUGGAAAGCAUCAAAGCCAAAUGAGCCAUCUUGGAUAUCCCCAUGGGGUAAUGGUCGACCUGGCUGGCAUAUUGAGUGUUCCACCAUUGCAAGCUCUGUGUUUGGAAAUAAAUUGGACAUCCAUUCAGGUGGAAUAGACCUAGCGUUUCCACAUCAUGAGAAUGAGAUUGCUCAAUGUGAGGCCUACCACCAGUGUGAGCAAUGGGGCAACUACUUUUUACACUCAGGGCAUUUGCAUUUGAAAGGAAGUGAAGAAAAGAUGUCAAAAUCAUUGAAAAACUACAUCACAAUCAAGAACUUCUUGGAAAAGUUCUCUGCAAAUCAGUUUCGCAUGUUUUGUCUUCUCUCAAAAUACAGAUCAGCUGUGGAAUACAGUGAUGCAAGCAUGGCAGAAGCUGGAAAUCUGCUGCACUCCAUUUCAGCUUUUAUUGAUGAUGCAUCUGCUUACAUGAGAGGACAGUUGAUCUGCCCAUCGGUUGAUGAAACUCUACUAUGGGAGAGGUUAAAUGCAACUAAAGUCAAUGUGCAGGCUGCCUUUGCUGAUGAUUUUGACACCCCAGGGGCUACCAAUUCAAUUAUGAACCUCAUUCACCAUGGCAACAGACAGCUUCAAGCAGUUACCAAGGAAGGAGACUACCCCAGGAGUCCAGCUGUGUUUGGGGCAAUAAUCUCUUAUAUAGAGCGAUUCUUGGAUGUUGUUGGCAUUUCACUUGGACAAAAUCAGGUGCAGGCAGCAGACCGAUCUUCAGCCACCCUUCACAGUGUUGCUGAACAACUGGUUGGUUUUCGACAGGAAGUAAGAAAGUAUGCCCUGGCAUUGGAUGAUCGGGAGCUGGCAUUGAGUGAAGGCAGGGAGCUGUCCCAGGAAGAGAAACAGAAGCUGAAGGAGAGGCGUAAGCAGAUGCUGAGUGAACGGCAACCUCUCCUCCAGGCCUGCGACUUGCUGCGGCAGGAUCUCGGUGUAAUAGGAAUAAAUAUCAAGGAUCGAGGAGUAACUUCAUCAUGGGAGAUGAUGGAACAACUUACAAAAGGAAAAGAAAAAUGAAGCCUGAUCAUUCGCUGCAGACUUACAACACCAGUAUUGGGGUGUUAACAUAAACCAUUGACAGUCAUGGAAAAGGCUGUGUUAUCUUUGAGCUAAAGUGUUCAUUGGUAUUAUAAACCAAGGGAGUUGCUUACCAUAGAAAUGUUGGACUGUGACGCCAAGGGGUCACAUUCAGUGUUUGCAUCCUGGAGUGAAAAGUGGGUGUGUCCAUGAUUAAUUUUGCUGGACCCUGGCUUAGUGACGAUGCAGUGCCUAUCCAGUGAAUCAGGUCUGUCUGUCACAUUUCCAAUUGGGGAACACAUUGCUUCUCAAUCAUAGUUACAGCAAAUAAUGGUGAGGAAAAACUGAUGGAUCCCAUUCCACCUACUGGAUGAAUCAUGGUAUUUUUAAAACUAUUGUUUAUCAUACAUUGUCAUUAGCUAGAUAAUAUCUUGAUUGGUCAUGUUAUUUCUUUCUUGUACAUCAAUUAAAAAUUAAAAUUAUGUACUUGACAAGUUA
Molecule: messenger RNA, 2462 nt
Organism: Stegostoma tigrinum
Lineage: Eukaryota; Metazoa; Chordata; Chondrichthyes; Orectolobiformes; Stegostomatidae
Gene: cars2
Product: cysteinyl-tRNA synthetase 2, mitochondrial
Exons: 15
Coding region: 252-1964 (570 amino acids)
Biological process (GO): cysteinyl-tRNA aminoacylation
Cellular component (GO): cytoplasm
Molecular function (GO): ATP binding; cysteine-tRNA ligase activity
Source: RefSeq, a predicted model, not a curated record